Thalassophryne amazonica is the source of this 510-nucleotide messenger RNA. RefSeq names its product transmembrane protein 14Ca (gene tmem14ca). Gene Ontology annotation, cellular component: mitochondrial membrane. The coding region runs from base 81 to 404 and encodes 107 amino acids. Gene Ontology annotation, biological process: regulation of heme biosynthetic process. Lineage: Eukaryota; Metazoa; Chordata; Actinopteri; Batrachoidiformes; Batrachoididae. The transcript has 5 exons. The record is from RefSeq and is a predicted model, not a curated record.
GCAAACGAUGCGUUGUGUGUAACAGUAAUAUGUGCUCGACAGAGAACACACGGUAGAGGACGACAUUCAAGGUGUCCAGCAUGCCCGUGGACUGGGUAGGAUACAGCUAUGCAGCUCUUGUUGCAUCUGGAGGAGUCAUUGGUUAUGUGAAAGCACGCAGCAUCCCCUCACUCGCUGCUGGUGUUCUUUUUGGCAGUCUUGCUGGUUUAGGGGCUUACCAGAUCUCCAACGACCCAAAAAAUGUGUGGGUGUCCCUCGCCACAUCAGGAGUUCUGGCUGGCAUCAUGGGAAAGAGGUACUACAGUUCCAGGAAGCUGAUGCCAGCUGGCUUGAUUGCUGGAGCAAGUCUUUUAAUGGUGGGGAAGGUUGGCCUGACGUUACUCGGAAAACAUCAUGAAUCCUGACCAAGUUGAAGUUUCAUCUACUUCAGGGGUGAAAGAUCAGCAUGUACUAAAUGAUAAUGUGAUUGUCAAAAAAAAAGAGUAUAUUUGAGAAUUAAAUACUUGUUUA